AUGAUCCCGUGCAGAAAAAUUCNUUUUAUUGCUGCACAAGCUGGAGGUAAAUCUGAAGAGGACGAAGAAGCACCUAAAGCAAAGAAGACCUCAUUCACUGUCAAACUGACAAAAUAUGAUGAAAAGCAAAAGAUACCUCUAAUCAAGGAAAUUAAAGGGCUUCUUGAGGGUAUGAACUUGGUGCAAGCCAAAAAGUUUGUUGAAGGUGUUCCUGCUGUGGUAAAGGCAGAUAUUUCACAAGAUGAAGCAGAUAAGUUAAAAGAAGUCCUAACAAAAGUUGGAGGUGUUGUAGAGAUAGAAUAAGUUUGUUAAGUUUACUUAUUUAGUAAUAGUUUGUUAUUUUGAGUUUUGUGUACAUUUUUUUAAUGUGUGUAAUUGGAGUAAGAGCAGUAAAAAAAAUCAACAUUUAGGAA
This is a messenger RNA of Agrilus planipennis (emerald ash borer), 413 nucleotides long. Its product is annotated as 39S ribosomal protein L12, mitochondrial-like. The transcript has 2 exons. Gene Ontology annotation, molecular function: structural constituent of ribosome. Bases 1 to 303 code for a protein of 100 amino acids. The record is from RefSeq and is a predicted model, not a curated record. Gene Ontology annotation, biological process: mitochondrial transcription; translation. Gene Ontology annotation, cellular component: mitochondrial large ribosomal subunit; ribosome. Lineage: Eukaryota; Metazoa; Arthropoda; Insecta; Coleoptera; Buprestidae.